AUGAGGAACAGCGUGUUUGACAUAACUAAGGCAGGCGACAACGAUAUAGUGCCAGCGCGGUUCUUUGACGAUCUCAGUGCCGUUACGGAGAAAUGUCUCAGCCGUGGUGCGAAUGACUUCAACGUGGGAAUGGAGCUAGCGGAUAGUUAUAUCGGAGCCGGCGUGGGUGCCACGGUGGACCCCGUAACGUCAGUGGCUGAGACAGGCAAUGGCAUUGUGGCCUGGUUUGUUGCAGUUGCCGCGGUGGUCAUUGGAUCCGCAUCGACGACAAACAGAAGUAGAACAACCGACGAUGCUGUGACUAAGUUGGGAACAAAGAGGACAGGGUUUGGAACGACGGGAGUUGGCGUCUUUGCGAGAGGCAGUGUCGGUGUCUUGGGCAAUGGCGGUGAGACCUGUGAUACUGCUACGGGUGUCAAGAUGGUGGUCACCGGUGAAUCUCGUCACUUUCGCGUAGAUGUCGUCAAUAGUGAGAUUGUCGAUGUCGCGUUCGAAAAUCUCAGAACAGAGGAGGUGAUAUUCAUUGCCAUGACUGUAUAA
Messenger RNA from Sphaeroforma arctica JP610, 540 nucleotides. RefSeq lists its product as hypothetical. NCBI's taxonomy places the organism in Eukaryota, Ichthyosporea, Ichthyophonida. The record is from RefSeq and is a predicted model, not a curated record. Bases 1 to 540 code for a protein of 179 amino acids. The transcript is spliced from 2 exons.